Messenger RNA from Trichoplusia ni (cabbage looper), 980 nucleotides. RefSeq lists its product as uncharacterized. The transcript has 5 exons. Bases 251 to 946 code for a protein of 231 amino acids. NCBI's taxonomy places the organism in Eukaryota, Metazoa, Arthropoda, Insecta, Lepidoptera, Noctuidae. The record is from RefSeq and is a predicted model, not a curated record.
UCAGGUUUCAUCGCCUCUUUAACACUCUUUAAAAAGCGACUAUAACAAGUUUCCACUUGCAAAUUUUACAAAAAAAGGUUUAUUAUCUAAAAAAAUGACAUGUUACGCCAUAAGAAAAAGAAAUAUAUUUUUGAUAACGUCAAACUUCCAUCAAUCAUAUUUACAACACAACAUCGAUACCGCGACUCUUGACUCUAGUCUUAAAAACGGGAUUUAUAUUUAAGUAUUUUUUUACAAAAACUCGACAAAAAUGUCUGUCUUCGACGGCGAAAUAGAAUAUCGUUCUGUGUAUAUGGUGGACUAUGACAAGAAGAUUAAACCCAAAAGUCCCAGACGCAAAGCGGUUGACGAUGACUGUCUUAUAGUUGGUAUGAAUCGUGACUCGCUGAAGACCAGGGAGGCCCCGCGGAGGUGCCCCGACAUCCUCUGUCCCAUGAAACAUGAAUAUUACAAAAAGGCUGUGGAAAGGUUCAAAGAAGACUACCCAAAAGUGACCAAGAAGUACAUGUCCGAAGACUUGGACCCCGUCCCCAUCGACAACGCGAAACAAGACCUAAAGCGAACUGAAUACUUGACCAAGUAUUGUUCUAGAGAGCUCCCGUUCAUGUCUGUGAACCUGGCCCGGCGCGCCCGCGCACUGCAGACCCUGCGCCUGCCGGACGACAUCGCGAUCCCCGACACCAGCCAGCGCGGCUCGUACCGCGCGCCGCGACCUGAGAAGUACGCCGAGCCGCCCUCCGCCAUGUCCAUGAAGCCCAAGUUUGAUAAUUCUUUGCGAAAGGAACUUCGACGUAUCCUACGCGUGAACACAGGAGACACCACGUAUGGCGCGUGCCACGGCCUGCUGGCGAAGGUUGUACUCGAAAAGAAUCCCUUCGGCAAACCCCGCAAAGAGCCACGAUACGGCCGGUGGAAGAACCCCUACAUGUACACUUAUAGAUUAUGAAUUUUCUUGCUUAAUAAAGUUGUUUUGAAUGUUA